CGGUCCCCACCGACGGCGCAGCCCUCGGGCCCGCCCCGGCCCAGGAGGUGAGCCCCGCGCUCACAGCUCUGCGCGCCCCGCCGAGCGCCCGCCAGGUGCCCCCGCAGCCCGCCGCCGAGAUGCGCAGCCCGCCGGGGCCCCUGGCACUGUGGCUUUGCGCCGUGCUGUGCGCCUCGGCACGCGCGGGCGGCGACCCCCAGCCCGGCCCGGGGCGUCCUGCCUGCCCGGCUCCCUGCCACUGCCAGGAGGACGGCAUCAUGCUGUCAGCGGACUGCUCCGAGCUCGGGCUCUCGGUGGUGCCAGGGGACCUGGACCCCCUGACCGCUUACCUAGACCUCAGCAUGAACAACCUCACGGAGCUCCAGCCGGGUCUCUUCCACCACCUGCGCUUCCUGGAGGAGCUGCGGCUCUCCGGGAACCAUCUCUCACACAUCCCAAGACAGGCAUUCUCCGGCCUUCACAGUCUCAAAAUUCUGAUGCUGCAGAGCAACCAGCUCCGAGGUAUCCCAGCGGAGGCGCUGUGGGAUCUGCCCAGGCUGCAGUCGCUGCGCCUAGAUGCCAACCUCAUCUCCCUGGUCCCCGAGAGGAGCUUUGAGGGGCUGUCCUCCCUCCGCCACCUCUGGUUGGAUGACAAUGCACUCACCGAGAUCCCUGUCAGAGCCCUCAACAACCUUCCUGCCCUACAGGCCAUGACCCUGGCUCUCAACCGCAUCCGCCACAUUCCUGACUAUGCCUUCCAGAACCUAAGCAGUCUUGUGGUGCUGCAUCUUCACAACAACCGCAUCCAGCACGUGGGGACCCACAGCUUCGAGGGGCUGCACAAUCUGGAGACUCUUGUGUUCUUUCUCUUCUGUUCCCCAGAGCAUUUUCUUGGGGAGCCUGCAGGGGAAGGCAGAUGUGGAGGAGGAGGAGCGGCUGAGAGAAUGAAAGGGGAAAGAAAUGAUAGGGACCUGAACUAUAAUGAGCUGCAGGAGUUCCCCGCGGCCAUCCGGACCCUGGGCAGGCUUCAGGAACUGGGUUUCCACAACAACAAUAUCAAGGCUAUCCCAGAGAAGGCCUUCAUGGGCAACCCUCUCCUGCAGACAAUACAUUUUUAUGACAACCCAAUCCAAUUUGUGGGAAGGUCAGCGUUCCAGUACCUGUCUAAACUGCAUACGCUAUCCUUGAAUGGUGCCACUGACAUCCAGGAGUUCCCAGACCUCAAAGGCACCACUAGCCUGGAGAUCCUGACCCUGACCCGAGCAGGCAUCCGGCUGCUCCCACCGGGAAUGUGCCAACAGCUGCCCAGGCUCCGAAUCCUGGAGCUGUCUCAUAAUCAGAUCGAGGAGCUGCCCAGCCUGCACAGGUGUCAGAAGCUACAGGAAAUCGGCCUCCAGCACAACCGGAUCUGGGAAAUCCGUGCAGAUACCUUCAGCCAACUGAGCUCCUUGCAAGCUCUAGACCUGAGUUGGAAUGUCAUCCGGGCCAUCCACCCUGAGGCCUUCUCAACCCUGCGUUCCUUGGUUAAGCUGGACCUGACCGACAACCAGCUGACCACAUUGCCCUUGGCGGGGCUGGGAGGCCUGAUGCACCUGAAGCUCAAAGGGAACUUGGCCCUGUCCCAGGCCUUCUCCAAGGACAGUUUCCCAAAACUGAGGAUCCUAGAGGUGCCCUAUGCCUACCAGUGCUGUGCCUACGGCAUGUGUGCCAGCCUCUUCAAGACGCCUGGGCAGUGGCAGGCUGAGGACCUUCACCUGGAGGAAGAAGAGGCACCAAAGAGGCCCCUGGGUCUCCUUGCCGGACAAGCUGAGAACCACUAUGACCUAGACCUGGAGGAGCUCCAGAUGGAGAUGGAGGACUCCAGGCCACACCCCAGUGUCCAGUGCAGCCCUGUCCCAGGCCCCUUCAAGCCCUGCGAGCACCUCUUUGAGAGCUGGGGCAUCCGCCUUGCUGUGUGGGCCAUCGUGUUGCUCUCGGUACUCUGUAACGGGCUGGUGCUGCUGACAAUCUUUGCCGGCGGGCCGAGCCCGCUGUCCCCGGUCAAGCUGGUGGUGGGUGCGAUCGCAGGCGCCAACGCCUUGACGGGCAUUUCCUGCGCCCUCCUGGCCUCGGUGGACGCCUUGACCUUCGGCCAGUUCGCUGAGUACGGAGCCCGCUGGGAGACCGGGCCGGGCUGCCAGGUCACGGGCUUCCUGGCCGUGCUGGGGUCGGAGGCGUCGGUGCUGCUGCUCACACUAGCGGCGGCGCAGUGCAGCGUCUCCGUGACCUGCGUCCGGGCCUACGGGAAGGCGCCAGCGCCCGGCAGCGUCCGCGCAGGCGCACUGGGGUGCCUGGCGCUGGCCGGGCUGGCUGCCGCGCUGCCGCUGGCCUCGGUCGGGGAGUACGGCUCCUCCCCGCUCUGCCUGCCCUACGCCCCUCCCGAGGGCAGGCCCGCCGCCCUGGGCUUCGCCGUGGCCCUGGUGAUGAUGAACUCGCUCUGCUUCCUGGUCGUGGCCGGCGCCUACAUCAAGCUCUACUGUGACCUGCCGCGGGGUGACUUUGAGGCCGUGUGGGACUGCGCCAUGGUGCGGCACGUGGCUUGGCUCAUCUUUGCUGAUGGCCUCCUCUACUGCCCCGUGGCCUUCCUCAGCUUUGCCUCCAUGCUGGGCCUCUUCCCUGUCACCCCUGAAGCUGUCAAGUCGGUCCUUCUGGUGGUGCUGCCUCUGCCCGCCUGCCUCAACCCACUGCUCUACCUGCUCUUCAAUCCUCACUUCCGGGAUGACCUUCGGAGGCUCUGGCCAAGCCCUCGGUCCACGGGGUCCUUGGCCUAUGCUGCAGCCGGUGAGCUGGAGAAGAGCUCCUGCGACUCCACCCAAGCGCUGGUGGCUUUCUCUGAUGUGGAUCUUAUUCUGGAAGCUUCCGAGGCUGGGCAGCCUCCUGGGCUGCAGACCUAUGGCUUCCCUUCAGUGACCCUCAUCUCCUGUCAUCAGCCAGGGGCUACCAGGCUGGAGGGAAACCAUUUUGUAGAGCCCGAUGGAACCCAGUUUGGGAACCCACAACCUUCCAAGAAUGGAGAACUGCUGCUGAGGGCAGAGGGAGCCACGUUGGCAAGCCGUGGUUCUUCAGGAGGUGGAGCCUUCUUGUCCUCUGGCUCUCUCUUUGCCUCUCACUUGUAAAUAUCCCUCCCUGUUUGUCCUCUCCCCUCCCAGUGAUGGCUGCUUUUAAAAGAAAUACAACUACAACUCCACACCAGGAGGGCCAACACUCCUGGCUCCAUUGUUCUGUCUCCAUGGCCAAAACCAAUGAGUGCUUCCAGGUGCUGUUUGACCUGGCCGCGUUCAGCUUCACUUUCACCCUGAGUCUUCCCUGUCAAGUCCAAAUGCGUAGAACAGAGACCUGGAAAUUUGCUUAGGGGAAGAAAGUAGGAAAGUAAAGAACAGGGCCAGGAUUAUUGAGUGCACACUGAGCAGGCAGACCUCACAGAGAAAGGCCCAGAAGAGAACUACCGAAGACAUUGGAGCAUUUCCCCUGUGACUUGAGGAUAGGCUAUAAAAUGUGUUCUGUGUCUCAUUAAUCUUUACCUAUGCCCAUGCAAAAAGUACUUCCUGUUAAAAUAUGUUUUGGAAGACAUGACAUAUUAUGUCCCUUUCUUAAAGUCAUGGGGUCAUGUUAGUGUCUAAAAGGUACUGAGAAUUAGGACCUUUUAACUUAAUUACUGCAGCAGUUAAGCUUAAUUACUUGACGAUAGGUUUCUGUUUGCCUUUCAUGGAAUCCUUAUAAAUAUCUCACAGAACAUAGCAUGGUUUUCUCCCAGGGAAUUCAUCUUUACUACCUUAUGACAUCACAGGAUGCCACUGUCCUUGAAAGCCCCUAAGAAGCCAAUCUGGGGUGAAGUGCCAGAGGUGACUGGUGAUUCCACCAUCUAGGACAGCCUCUUCACAUUCUGCUGUCUUCCCCUCUCCCCAACUUAUCACCCCAGGGCAGAGACCUGGUGCCUCUUCCACAAGGUAGGGCAGAAAGAAAAAGAACCUUGUGUGUGCUCCCAACCCACACCAACCACAAGCACUAAUGAGAUCUCUGCCCUCAGCAAGAUAGGAUUCUCAGGUCCUGGCAAGGAAUACGCUGGGAACCCUGUGGCUCUAUGGGACCCCCUAACUUGUAUAGUUUUACAUUGUAUGCCUACCGCCACAACCUUUCUUCUCAUCCCAAUCCUUUUUCUGGGAGUGGUGGACAAUCCAAGAGAAGGGAUAUUUGUAUGCGGUUAUUGCAUUUUAGGGAUGCUGUAGCUAUCUGGGACUCCUGGGUGCUCCCAACAGGCUGUUGAUUCUUCUGCCUCUCCCCUCUUGACCGUUCUUACCUUUUGCUUCCCCAAGUGCCUCCCAUCCCACUCCAAACACAAGAAUUUAAUCUCAGGAAGAGAAGGUAAGAAGUGGGGAGGAAUUCAAGACUCAGUAAUAGGUGAUAAUUGCCCUGGGAACUGAGUCUGGAUCCCAAAGCCCAGUGGAGCAUCAUUCUCUGCCUGAAUCCUGUGUGGUCCCCGGCUGAGCCCUCUCUCCAAAAAGUCCAUCUUUAAAACAAGCAGAGAAGGUCCUUCUCUAAGUUUAAUAGUUACCUUUUCAUAGCUCAGUUUCUCUGCUGUCUCCCAGGUGCCCAGUGAGAAUUCUGGCACAGGCCAACAAGUAGGGUGAAGGAUGAGUCAGAGGCCAUGCAUGGAGCUUGAAACAUUUCUAAA
Molecule: messenger RNA, 4690 nt
Organism: Meriones unguiculatus (Mongolian gerbil)
Lineage: Eukaryota; Metazoa; Chordata; Mammalia; Rodentia; Muridae
Gene: Lgr6
Product: leucine rich repeat containing G protein-coupled receptor 6
Exons: 20
Coding region: 120-3134 (1004 amino acids)
Biological process (GO): G protein-coupled receptor signaling pathway
Cellular component (GO): membrane
Molecular function (GO): protein-hormone receptor activity; protein binding
Source: RefSeq, a predicted model, not a curated record